GCGAUGACUCAUAUGUGAGGCAUAUGCUGAUGAGAGCUCGAAGUAAAGGUUGGAGAGUUGUGGUGUUCAAUAGCAGAGGCUGUGGAGAUAGUCCUGUCACUACUCCCCAGCUUUUUGAUCGUAUACCACUUCAAAAUGGGUAGUGAUAAAAAAUCAUGCCAAGAUGAGCGUGCAGGAGCAGAAAUUGUAUAUGGAGCCGAAGAGUGCUAUAGCAAUUCUCUUGAGCUCCUGAAAGAGUUGGGAUUUCCCCAGGGCACCCUUCCUCUUAAAGACCUUGAAGAAUGUGGUUAUGUUCGCGAAACUGGAUUUGUGUGGAUGAAACAAAAGGCUCCAUAUGAGCAUUACUUCGUCGCAACAAAAACUCUAGUUAGCUAUGCAACCGAGGUCACUGCCUAUGUGGAGAAAAACAGGAUGAAGAAAAUGACUGGAAUUAAGAGUAAGCAGCUAUUCCUGUGGGUGCCAAUAGUUGAGAUGAGCAUUGAGGAUCCUUCUCAGAAUAAAGUUUACUUCAAGACUCCUGUAGGAAUUGGAAAGUCUUUUCCUCUCACUGCUUUCAUGACUGAAGAAGAAAAGCAGAAGUAUCUGGAGAAAUCUAACGAGUAGAACGAUUAUCUAUAUGACUGCUCUUUUUGCUCUUUUUUCCUUUUCUGGCAUCAGGGCAUUGAUGCCUUUUGUUUUAUGUGAUUUUCAUAUGCUUGCUAAAAGAAUGAUCUUUAUGACCCAAGUAUAAGUUUCUCCGUCCAGUGGAUUAAUUUUCAAUUAAUCUCGUUUAAGUUGAUUAUAUAUUUUUUUAAUGCUAAUACUCUUUCAGUUGGAUUUUCCA
Nicotiana tabacum (common tobacco) is the source of this 823-nucleotide messenger RNA. The record is from RefSeq and is a predicted model, not a curated record. Lineage: Eukaryota; Viridiplantae; Streptophyta; Magnoliopsida; Solanales; Solanaceae.